Molecule: messenger RNA, 3116 nt
Organism: Hemibagrus wyckioides
Lineage: Eukaryota; Metazoa; Chordata; Actinopteri; Siluriformes; Bagridae
Gene: rhebl1
Product: Ras homolog, mTORC1 binding like 1
Exons: 8
Coding region: 388-942 (184 amino acids)
Biological process (GO): small GTPase-mediated signal transduction
Cellular component (GO): plasma membrane
Molecular function (GO): GTP binding; GDP binding; GTPase activity
Source: RefSeq, a predicted model, not a curated record
UCCGACAGUGACUUGAAAGUACCACGGCGGUGAAUAAGCUUUUUAUCGGUUGUCGACAUUCGUAUCGAAGACUAGUUUUAAAUUGUUACAGCGGGUGACAGUUAUAUAUAUAUAUAUAUAUAUAUAUAUAUAUAUAUAUAUAUAUAUAAAGAAAAUAUUCUGAAAGUUUGUAAACAAAGUGUAUAUCGUACGUAGAGUUUUUAAUCCCUGCGAUUCUGUCGUUAGAGAAGUGAAAUUCGAGGCCCAGCAAACGGAGCAGCUCGGAAGAAAAAAAGUUUUGUUAUUGUCAUGUGACGUGAUCCGCAUGUGGCGAUAAAGUGUGGCUAAUCUUUCGGCGUAUCUACACCCAGUUAUUUGAUUUCAGCGUACAAGUCCUAUUUUCAAAGCAUGCCUCAACCGAAAUAUAGAAAGAUUGCUGUUUUGGGUUACCGGUCUGUAGGAAAGUCCUCUCUCACCAUUCAGUUUGUGGAAGGGCAGUUUGUAGAUGCAUACGACCCUACAAUCGAAAAUACUUUUAAUAAAAUGGUAUCUGUACAUGGACAAGACUUUAAUCUUCAGCUGGUCGACACUGCUGGACAGGACGAGUACUCAAUUUUCCCACAGUCUCACUCAAUGGACAUUCAUGGUUAUGUUCUGGUGUACUCUGUCACCUCAAUGAAAAGCUUUGAAGUGGUUCAGGUUCUACAUGACAAACUGCUUGACAUGGUUGGAAAAAUACAGGUGCCUACUGUGCUGGUUGGAAAUAAAAAAGACCUUCACAUGGAAAGAGUUAUAAAACCAGAAGAAGGCAAGAAAUUAGCUGAUUCUUGGGGAGCUGCCUUUAUGGAAUCAUCUGCUAAGGAAAACCAGACAGCUGUAGAAGUUUUUAAGCGGAUUAUUUUGGAAAUGGAGAAAGCUGACGGAAACGCCCCGUCUGAGGAGAAGAAAUGUUGUGUGAUGUAGGAGACGGUCUCUUUCAAAAACACACAGCAAGCUGCCUGGCCAAAGUUAAGAGUGACAUCAUCACCAGUCAGCACAAUUGAGUGUGGUGGUGGGACUGCUGUUCUAAACCUCUACCCUACUCCUCACAGCAGACAGGAAGAUUUAUAUAUGAGUUUAUAUGAAAUUGAGAAAAAGCACGAAGAAUGGUAAGCUAUCCCAGAAAAAAAAAUCCCCCAAAAGGAAAAGAAGGAUGUUUAGCCUCAAUUACACUACUGUUCAUUAUCUAUCACAAUACUUAAAAGUGCAUUUAAAGUCAAUUGUUAAAGCCUCCAGUGUUUUAAUUGUACCUCUUAAAAUCCAACUUUGUCACGAUCCUUUUCAUCCAUCAAUCCAUGAUUUAAUGUGCCGAACCAUAUACCUGAUGCAUUUUUGGUGAUGUGAGUGGGCAGGUAUUAUAUCCUUGCCACAGCAAAUAUUGAGGCCUAAAGCAAGUGCGUGUUUUUUUUCCCUCUCCGGGUUAAAUUCUCAUUUUUAUCCACCGUUAUAUUAUUAUUUUUUUAUUUGUCUCUAGAUACGAGUAGAGAUGUGUUUUGUCUUUUUUUUUUUUUUUUUUUUUUUUUUUUUUAAACAGUUGUGUUUGUCAUGUUUGUCUAGUAUAGCUCUGGUUCAUGCUGCGGCAACUGUGUAUGUAGGAUUUGUAAGUAAUGUAGUUAUAUUUGGUGCAGAAAAGUUCAGAGAAAGGCAAAACUUGCCUUGACAAUAUACCAAAGCCAGUGAUCACCAUGAAAACGGCUUUUAAAUAAACACUGACUUUUUUAUGCUCCAGGAAUAAUGUAAUUUUGUUUUUGCUUUUGAGGUGAAGCAGGUAAUCAUAUUUUAUGGGAUGGUAUAUGGUAAAUUUGGGUUUGAUUAGUUGUUAGUUUAGUUUCAAAUCAGGCAUAAACAUUGUACAGCAUAGUCUGAAAAAUUCCAUAUCACUUGAACCUAACCUGCUGAAGUCAUAGAGCCUGAUGCUUAAGACAUUGAAAUGAAUAUUAGUGAUUCAAAUCUCUCCAAGCAUGUAGUUAUCCAUUAAGAAAUACUGCAAAACUAUAGGAGAAAAUUAGUUCAAAGCAGCUGGAAAAUAAGCUAACAAUAAAUAGGUAGUAACAUUAGGUUGCAGUUUUGGGUAGGAAAGAAAAAGCUCUUGUACCCGAGUUUGGAGAGAAAAAAAAAUGCCUGGUCUACAGUUUUUUUUCCAUCCCAAGCUCCUGGUAAACCUGAUUACUUAUUUAUGGCUCAUUUACCUAGAUCAUCUCAUUUUCUACCAGUUGACUGUUGAAAAUGCAUGGAAAGUUUAGAGAAGUAUCCCUUAAUACUCAGACAUCCAAACUCUUUGUGAUAAGUAAAUCUGUAAUAUAAAAACUGUAUUAACAAUCUCCUAUUAAAAUAUCAGUGUUAUAAACUGAAGCAUUUUCCAAGUUGGUAUAUUGUCCAUAGACAUUUCUUAGUAUGUUUCUUAUUUAAUGGUGUCUCACAAAAGUAUUCAAGCUAUUCAUUUCUCAGGUAUGUGGUCUGGGAAAGUCUUCAGCACACUUCUGGUUCUACAAAGCACAUUGUUUACUGGACUAAUUGAAUUGGAUUGGUGUUCAGCAUUUACAGUUUAAGCAUGGUUGGAUUGAUUUAACUAUUAAGUAUUGUGGAAAUCCUACAUAUUAAAAACUAAAAUAUUUUACUUUAAUUCAGAGCUGUUUUUUCCUAUAGUAAGUGACAUGAUUGUGCCCUUGUGAGGUCUUUAUUUUGAUUAGAGGAGAUAACUGAUAUAUUAAGAAAGAGGGGUGAUGCUGUGUUUAAGUGCCUUUACUCCCAAACCACCUUUGGACUGUGGUUAUAUCGAAGCAGAGAGCCUUUUGUCAUGUAUACUUUACGCAGUGUAACAUGAAAGCUCCAUACUCAUUUGGCAUCAGACUACAGUUUUUAUACAUCUUAUUCAGGCUAGUAGCUUGGUGCUUCACUGAUUUACAUGGUCAUGGAUGCACACGUCAAGAGAGGGAUAAAUAUUGCCUGACAAGUUAAUUUAAAACAAUCAUCGUCUUUUAGCAUGGUUAUUUCUGGUAUUCAGUGUGAUGAUAGACAAAGUAUGGUGGCAUACAACUCAACACCUUCAGUUUAACAUUAGAGGGAGGAAAGUCACCAGCAUCCAUUUGGUUAUAAAA